AUGAAGCCGAAGAUGAUGUGUCUGCGGAAGUGGAUACUUUUACUUCCUGCCCGUCUGUGCUUCGUCUCUUGGUAUUGCAAGCAGAGUGCAGUAGCAAGCAUAGACAGCGUCCGUGGAUCGAAGCCGCGUCCGCGCGUAUCUGAGGAGUACAGAAAUUGGGCAAGCAAGAGAGCGUUUCAUUAUGGCUCCACACCCGACACACGUGACGCGUACGCGUGCCAUAAGAUUCUCUUAUAAUAUUUACGAGAGUCUUCAGUCACCACAAACAAUAAUGUUCGUCCGUCGAGAUGGAAUAGAUUGUAAUCGUGCUGCUGGACUAAAUCUAGAAGUUGUCCUAGCUUUGCUCCCCCUUCUAAAUACAAGAGCAUACAAGAGGAGCCCAAGACCCAUGGUCUUCUAGUGUGAAAACUCCUUAUCGCAGCCCCUUCGCCCCAGGAGUUUUAUUGGUCGAGAGCGAACAGCCGAAGGAAGACGCACAAGAUCAGGGACGGCAAACGUCUAUGUUGGAGCUGACGCGGACGCUACCGCUUGCUACGAUUCAUUUAUGAUUUCAUUCUCAAGAACAAGUCAGAGAUCUUUGUCUUUUCUUCUUCAACUAUGUACAUCAGAUUAGCUUUUAAUUACUCAAAACGAUGGCCUCCGACCGCUUGCGGCAGCUUGUUGUGGAUUAGUAGAGUAGGAAAUUCCCGAUGCAUACAUUCGAUGGAAGCACGCUAUUCUCUGAGCACUGCUGAUGCUUGGUUGAGAGGUAUUCUGUCAAAUCAACACAUACUAGACAUAGCGAGAUUGAACUCAAAUAACUCUACCAGUGGUAUCAGAGGGCAGUGCCACGACUUUUAGCAGGAGCCGCUCCAAGAAGAUCAUGAGUUGUUCUUGUCCGAAGAUGGACUUGCUCUUUCAGAGAGCUGCAGCUCUAAUCGCUUGUAAUGAAAUUCUGGAGAGCAGACCGGUUCUGGCUCCAUCUACGACGCACGACAUAGAAUUUCAAGAACGUGAUGAAGUUGCUGGGGAAGUAGAAAUAGAAUCUCAGCAGUUUGAUCUAGAUCAGCGGACAAUUAUAGCGAGCAAAUUGGAGAAGCUUGCGAUGGUGCACUUCAGGAUUCAUGUCGCGGAGAUUCAGAUGUCGAGUAUCUACGACAUUUUUCGUGUUGACGAUACGGGAACCGAUGUCCGCGGUGGCGGUAUGCGCCUCGAGUUUUACGUUGAGCUGGAUGAGAAAAAAUAUAAGCCUGCAGCUGGUGCUUCUGCGGGUGGAGGAAGUCGGAACGACGUUAAGGCUGCUGAAGAGUAUUCACUUCCAUAGCUAUUUAGUUGAGGAGCAGUUCAUCUCUGUGGUUGCACUUGUCUGAGUACUUAGAUGAAAAGAUUUGAAAUGUAUGAAAUACUAGUACUGACUGCAAAUUGACAAUUACAUAUAAUGAUAAUUUUGAUUGACAUUGAGUGAUUGACUUCUAUGUCCCUAGACGUAAGUCAUGAGGCGCUGAGAACCACGGUGGCUUUAGGAAAUACAUACUGUCACAACUGGAUUGAUGAUCCUGUCUGUUCUAAAACAAGUAUUGGAGGAACCAGAACCUCGGAUCCACUCAUCCCAGGAGUUGAGCGCUAUCUGGCGAGAGUGCCUGUGCGCGAUCCUUAUCAAGUACUGAUUAUGGCUUGCCGAAAUUCAUCGUGCGAGGCAUUUUUCUUUGGUUCGUCCUACUCUUAACGCGUUGUAGACACUCCGAAGAAGAAGAUGACUCUGACUGACGAUAAAUCAAGAUAUACUUCAAGUAAACGUUGUAAGCUCUAAAUUGCGUAAUUGGUACGCAACAGGCAACAGCAUUCGAAAUCAGUAUAUUCCUCUUGAACUAGUAAAAAAGGAUCCACGAACGAAAGAAAUCAGAUGGUUCUACGUCCGCCGGGUCUACGAAGCCCCAAACAAGCAUUUUGUGGUUGUGCCUGCUCUUCAACACAGGUCCAGUACUUCUAGUUGUUCUAGUUCUACCCUAGGAGUAGCAGCAGGAAAAGCACAUGCAGCACAUUUUUGUCACGAAGCAGGUUAUCGUAACUUCAAGGGUAACGACCAGAGCCAAUGUGACGCGAAGGUAUCUCCAAGGCUUUCCAAUCAAGAUUCUUGGCAGCAAGACAUUAUAGGUCGCGGAAAAACGAAGGGCACGUUUUCUGAAAUUCUAGACCUGCGUUUGCAGGAUGCAGAGAGCGAAGAGAAACUUCUCUUGGCGCACGUACGCAGGAUGAAGCGAACUUCGUGCUUAGCUGGAGACGAGCACCAAGUCGACACUGAGCAGAUGAAACUAGUGCAUGCAAGUCGACUGUUGCAAGCUUAUCUGGGCGAGCUUCUAAGACAGAGCACGGAGUUUACUUUUACAGGGAGCGGACCACGCCUAGUAGAUUUUGCUUUACGAACGCAGAGGGAUCACAUGCGCAUGGUGAAGCGGCUCGUCAUGGCAGGAGCAAGCUUGCGCACCGAUGUGGGGCGUACAAAAGAAGAUGAAGAUGGCUGCGGCAGUGACGGGGAUCACCGCGUAGAAGAUGGAGUCCCAGCUCCUGUGGACUCGACUACAGUGAGAAAGCCUACUUCGAUGCCUUGUUCAGCCCCAGCGCGGCAAAUAAGUGAAAGUGCAAGUGAGGCUUCUAGGAGAAGUGUGACUGCGACUUCUACUCGGAUGUUUGAUGAAGAUCCAGCUCAGCGUGUAUCGUCAGCACCUCCCCCUCUGAUGGUGCUGCCUCCAAUUCUCGUUCCGGCGUUUGCUUCAGAGAGACAAGACGACCUGUUGAGAUGCGAAGAAAGCAUGCCUCCACCACCAAACACUUCAGCUGAGUCAGAAGAUGAUCGUAGUAAAAUUAGAAGUCCACGAGAAGGUCUUCAUCAAGGUCUAUGUGCACCUCCACCACCUGAAAGUCAAGAACGAUAUGCUUCUGGGGCGCAGGGAUCUUCUUUUGCUUUUUUGUCUUCCGCUUUCGCGCUGUCACCGCCGCCUGACGGGAGGGUCAAUCCUACUCGAGGACUGCAGACGAAAGACCAGCAUCUUCAUGACCACACGACCGCAAAGACGACGCCCUUGCGCGAUCUUUUGUUACAAUUUUCUCCUUCGCCGAAGCAACGUAGAGAUCAUUGUUACUACAGGAGAACCGGCAAACGGAGUCAGGACGGCCGUCUACGCACGUACCGCCAGAAUCCCGGAAAGAGAACAAUAAUGAUGAAAGCAGGUCAUACUAAUGAAAAUACUUGCUCUUCUCCUACUCCUACCGGAGAACCUGUAGCUGUACUACAGCGAGAAUGUGCAAGAGGUCCUCUUUCAUCUACCUCAUCGCCAGUGGAUGGAGGAUCAUUGCAGCGAUCGUCUUAUGCUCCCUCUGAUGAAACUCGCUCGAGGCGCCGAAGUCCCGAGCUCUAUUCUUCGGGGAACGCUAUUUAUGGGGAGGUUUUUGGCGUUCCUGUUACCGUGUGAUGACUCUCUGCAGUAGGAGGGAAAGCAUAACUAAUGCGGUAAUGAAACACCAAAAGCCUACCUCUGCCUCUCUAAGCUAAAGAGGCAACAUCAAGCCCCAAGUCUGAUGAAGUAAUAUCCUGUAAGUGGGGGCGAAAUUAUGAAGAGCGCCAGGAGCAGUGCUACUCUCCUGCCGGACCCAGCUGUCCUAUAAUAGUAGCGUUGCCACAACCGCCGGACGCUGCUGGAGGUUCGCCCGGGCCUUUCCCUGGUUCUCUCACAACUGACAGCCUCCCUGGAACCUCCACUUCCUCGCGAGACCUCCCGCCCCGAGAUAUCUUUGAUGGGAUUCUUCUUGAUGUUUCUCCUCGCGCCAGUGUCAAAGAAGCUGCACAUCGCGAUGGCGGUCGUAGUAAAACGAAUUUUACUAUGAAAUGCGGAGCAGGUCCUAGUAGCUUCAAUCGAGUAGGUGUUGUUGAGCAGCGUGCGGCGUGCCAGAGGCAGAUGCCAUCUCGUUCACCACCACCUCUCACGUCCUUGGAUGCAAGUAUUGCCAGACAUGCAGCGCCGCCCGCCCCACCCUCUCGUCCAAAAUGUGCUCCUCAACACAGGACGUUGGAGCAGCUUCGGGCGGAGGAGGGGCGACUCAAGCAGUUAAAGGAGGAUGCGGAGGCUGCGAAGCUCACCGAGCUCGCAAGCGUCGCACGUGGCGCAGUCCGGCAGGACCUAGGAGAAUACCUUCCAGUAGAUGCAGUGAUUCAUUGGGACUCUGAUGCAGAGUCUAGGGGGGACCCAGUGCGCGAAGUGAAGAUUACAGAACCUGAUCUGCGUUGGGGAGUGUUGACACAAAUCAGAAACCUUGCUGGCAUCUUUGAACUGAGCGGGACCUCCUUGCCGCGGCACAAUCCCUUCAAAGAUCUAGUGGACAGACGUGGAGAGAUUUUAGCUGAAUUGAAAAGAGCGCGAGCGGAUAUUGCUGAGCAGGAAGCAAAAAAGCAAAAGGUCAGGAGUCUCAUGCGUCAAGCUCAACAGCACUCUACUUAUUUGGGAGGAGAGGAGGUGUUGUCUUCUUACGCCGCACUUGCAACCUAUAUCGACCACGAAGAGUUGUUGGCCUCCGCGCUGCAACUUCCACAACGACCAUCCUUCUUGACUACAUCACCGGAUCAGAAUCGAUCACCUCUGCACGACAUCAAUGCGAGUGCAACGCCGACCAUUCCCGAAAAACGAAGGUCUGUGACUGAGUUGGAGUCGAUGCUUUCACACAUCGAGGAGGUUAUGGUGCCCAUGGUACGCGCGGAAUGCGCAAAUGGCCAUCGCAAAGCUAUCUUGCAUCUGGCAGAGCUUGGCUUGCUGCAUAAACUUAGCAGUGUCCCGCUCUUUUCUCAGGCAGUGCGAGGGGAGGAAACAGUAACGGAAGAUGACGAGCAAGUAGAGAAGACGACACCGACAGUCGCAGAAGAUGGUCCAUGCGAAGAAGAUCUAUUUCCUGCGCGCAGACGAGCUACGGAGGAGCAAAAAGAAGAAAUACAAGACAACUUAUCUCCCUCUCCUUGGUUAGAUAUGGACGAUUUUUCCCCGAAAUCCGAGAUGAAACCUAGCGAAGCAAGGGCAACCCUAAGAACCAUGAGCCCUGAGCUGCCUACGGUUGUGCCUUCCUUUUUGCGAAGAGAGGACCUGAUCGUGCCUCGAGGAGCAGAAACACAGGACGGCAAUAGUUCUUACGUUGUUGUGGAUGAUAUCAUCGAAGAUCAUGCUUCUACCAUGCUUGGGGCGGAGGGCGCGCAAGAUAUUAUGGCGUCAGAUCACGCUCACGGGGAGCAGGAGGACGUCGAGGAUGAGCACACUUGUGGUAGUUCGUCUCCUGCCCGAAACCAAUUUUCCACAAGGAUCGGAUCAGAGCGACCAGAACAGACCAAGAAGACAAGACGUGGACGCGAGAAGAAGAAAAGAAAAAGGAGCGAAAACAUCUACAACAAGGACGAUGAAGAUUCUCGUGUCAUUGAAAUGCCAGGGCGGAAAAAGACCGUUCGUUUUCUGGCAAGACAGACGCUGUGGCAAGUUGUGAUUGAGAACGCGGACCUGGAAAUGCUCGAGGCAAUGUUGCGAGGUGCGCGAGUGCGGAGUGAACGGCCGGCCUUCGCGCCUAAUCUAGAGGAGGUGCCUGCUGUGAUUUACUUCGCCCUACUCUGGUAUGCAGAGAGUGGGCUGCAGAAGUUGGCGAAGCGGUUUGAAACCGCUGUCCAGAGGACGAAAGCGGAGAUUGAAAUCACCUACGAGGAGUCAGACGAAUCGGCGUCGGCGACUACCGCAGACGACGAUAGCAUAGUUAAGGGUAGGCUUUCGGUUUCGGUCUUCCUGUCACUGAUAGCCUUGCUUUCUUUGAGGGGAAAAGCAUAACUGCGAACGAGGUCAGGUAACACCGAAGCGGCCCCACCUCUAACAUAACCUCGACCACACCGGCAGGCUUUGGCGCCGGGCCGUCCGCUAGUGGAUCUUCACUUUCCGGCAAUGAGCGGGGUUCCUUUGGAAUGACCAUAUUUCACGGAGCCGCUGCUGCUGUGUCGCGGGGAAUGGAGCAGGCCGGGUCGAAUGGAGCACAGUUGCAGCAUGAUAGUGCAGAAUAUAUUCCAGAGUUCGACGCUUCGACCAUGUUGGAUGUGGUACACUCGAAAGAGCCUUCACUAGCUCGAGAAGCUGCGGCAUUGCUGCAGCUACGGGAGCGCUUGCUUGGACGAGAACGACAAGAGUUUCGACUUUCGGAAACUAGACUCGUUCGGGCGGUCAGUCGUGCGGUAGAAGAAUCUGUACUAGGAGAAUCGCAGCAAGAACAAGGAAAUGUGCAACAGCAGCAAGAUGCUGCUGACACGACUAUGACGCAACACGGUGUUGAUGAUGGCGCUGAGCGCAACUCUGAUUCGACCAGUUUGGAAGACUUGGGCUAUUCAGCUGAUGAAGUUCCUGGCGGCCAGAGUGUCUUUUUCUUAAGAGACGUAUCGACAACAUCAACGAAUGUUACUUAUUUAUCUUUGAAACUUUGCAACUCAAUACUAGGAUGAAAAUAAGAGUCCAUGGUGGAUGAAUUCCAGAUGUGGCUGCGGUGCCUCUAAUUUUUGUUCGUAAGCGACGAUCUUCAUGUCGAACUGGUGGAGAUGACGAUCAUCGGGGCGGGAAGUUCCCAUCCACCUGCAGUGUAACGAAGAGAACACAACAUGUCGUUGAUGAAGAAACGCGGCACCGACGAGACGCGCUACUUUUAGAGGAGGAAGUCGAACCAUUGUGGCUCGCAGACGCGCUCAAGGGCAUUGGGAAUCUGCUGCCUGACCCGCAGCGUGACCAUGAUGAUCAGCUUAUUACUGAUUUGUUAGAAGGAAGGCAUAGGCAGCUUAACCUAAACGAGAGUCUUUAUAUAACUUCUGCAGAUCAUGUUGAUAAUGCAAGCGAUUCCGAGCAGAAUGCAAGCCACUCCGCCUCUGAAGCCGAAAGUCUUCGUUCAAACGAACAGAAAAGUUCCGAAGGACAGCGCUCGGCUUCGUUUAGUACCGAAGAAGAAGAUGACGGAGAGAGUGCACUGGAGGCGCGACGACGGUACGAAAAAGAGCGGGCUUUCGCAAUGCGCGAGUUGUUCGAAAAUCGCCAGGCGUUGCGCAAAGUCCUCGAAAAUCCCAGCUUUCGUGGCAUUUUGGAAGGCGCCAGCGCUUCUCCCCAAAACCAAACAACUACCCCGGCUGCUUCAAGCGACGGCGAUGCUUCUGCGUUUCCUUUUUUUUUGGGUCCCGUUUUAGAUGGCAAGCCUCCAGCAGGUUGGCCCGAGGUGCCAGUGGCGGGUAGAAUCCAUGCGCGAACACUCCGCAUGGCAAGCUCUGAGAAACCCGUGGAUCUGA
Amoebophrya sp. A25 is the source of this 7312-nucleotide messenger RNA. The record is from the annotation of a GenBank genome assembly. NCBI's taxonomy places the organism in Eukaryota, Dinophyceae, Syndiniales, Amoebophryaceae.